GGUGUCGCUGAAUUCUACAAUUGUUAUAUAUAGUGGCAAAUGUUAUAUACAUUUUUAUAACAAUAAGAAAAAAACUACCGACCAAUAAGCAAAAAAAGAAAGGUGCUUGGGGUCACUCAGCUGGUAAGGGGCAAAGCUGAGACUUGAACUCAGGCCAGCUGGCCCAGAGCCUGUGCUCCUAAGCGCUGCAUUAGAUGGUCUGCUAGGAGACGCCAUCCCUGUUGAGAAGCUCCAAGUGAGUGCAGAAGAAGGGCAGUGAACAGCAUGGCUCUUAGAGACCUCUGCGUAUGUUGGGGAUGGUGGAGAGAUGGGUGAGGGCAGUGGGGAAAGGCCUUCGUACAAGGUUCCAGCUUUGAGGGGUCCCUGGGUGGCACGAACGGUUAAGCACUUGACUACUAACUGAAAGGCUGAUGGUUCAAACCCACGCAGAGGCACCUCAGAAGAAAGACCUGUUGAUGUGCUUCUUAAAGGUCACCGCCUUGAAAACCCCUGGAGCAGUUCUACUCAGCACACCUGGGGUUACCAUAAGUCAGGUCUACUCAAGGGCGACGGGUUCACUCUGAAGCUUCUGACCUCCUGUCCUAUCCUCCCAGCAUUCUCCCAAGGGACCAGGACCAAUUGAUUACCUGCUCUCAGCUCUUCAUUUUAAUCUCAAGGGGGUUCUGGGAGCUUGCCCCCUCCCAGGCUCCAGGGCCCCUCCUCCCUCCAAGUACCAGAGAGAACCAGUCACAAAUCCUCCUAAGCUCCCAUGUCUUUGUCUCCCGUCUCACAGCAGCACCAAGCCAGGCAGCAGGAGACCUCGGUUCCACCUACCACCCAGCAGCGACCAGCCAGUUGGUGCCCACUUGGCCUCACCAAUGGGAAACAGUAAGAGCGGGGCUCUGUCCAAGGAGAUCCUGGAGGAGCUGCAGCUGAACACCAAGUUCACGGAGGAGGAGCUGUGCACCUGGUACCAGUCCUUCCUGAAAGAGUGCCCCAGCGGCCGCAUCACCCGGCAGGAGUUCGAGAGCAUCUACUCCAAGUUCUUCCCCGACGCUGACCCCAAGGCCUACGCCCAGCACGUGUUCCGCAGCUUCGACGCCAACAGCGAUGGCACCCUGGACUUCAAGGAGUAUGUCAUCGCCCUGCAUAUGACCACCGCGGGCAAGACCAACCAGAAGCUGGAGUGGGCCUUCUCCCUCUACGACGUGGACGGCAAUGGCUCCAUCAGCAAAAAUGAAGUGCUUGAGAUCAUCAUGGCUAUUUUCAAAAUGAUCAACCCUGAGGACAUGAAGCAUCUUCCGGAAGAUGAAAACACGCCAGAAAAGCGAGCCGAGAAGAUCUGGGGGUUCUUUGGAAAGAAAGAUGAUGAUAAACUCACAGAGGAGGAAUUCAUUGAGGGGACCCUGGCCAAUAAGGAAAUUCUGCGACUGAUCCAGUUUGAGCCUCAAAAAGUGAAGGAAAGGUUAAAGGAGAAGAAACCCUGACCCCAACUGCUUAGCUCUUCUCCUCCCCUUCCCCACCACACACAUAAACACACUCACACAUAAACACACACACUGUCCAGAGGCAGAGAGAGGCCUCCAAACCCACAGCACAAGCCCGGCCACACGGAAGCAUCUUUACUAGUUCAUGGUUCCUCCCUUCCUCUGUCUUCAGUGCCCCUCAUGUCACAGCCCACCCACCUCCUGUU
This is a messenger RNA of Loxodonta africana (African savanna elephant), 1672 nucleotides long. RefSeq names its product recoverin (gene RCVRN). Bases 858 to 1466 code for a protein of 202 amino acids. The transcript is spliced from 3 exons. The record is from RefSeq and is a predicted model, not a curated record. Gene Ontology annotation, molecular function: calcium ion binding. NCBI's taxonomy places the organism in Eukaryota, Metazoa, Chordata, Mammalia, Proboscidea, Elephantidae.